CCAAAAACAACACAAUACACAAUGUUAGGCUUAAGAUCUUUGUUGACAAAUACUUUACGACCUACUUGGACAAUAACUCGACCACUUUUACAACAAUCACAUAUGUCUAGUCGUAUUCUUUCUCAACUGAAACCAACUACAUUUUCACCACUCUAUCAACAACAAACAUCUGGUAUGGCUACUCUCAAUCAAGUUAUUCGAAAAUGUCGUAAAACCAAACCUAAGCUUAGCAAAACACCUGCUUUAGAAAACUGUUAUCAACGCAAAGGUGUAUGUAACAAAGUCUAUACAACAAAACCUAAAAAACCCAAUUCUGCUGUUCGAAAGGUGGCUCGUGUCAAGUUAACGAAUGGUCGUGUGGUAACAGCUUAUAUUCCUGGUGAAGGUCAUAACUUGCAAGAACACUCUGUUGUCCUUGUUCGUGGUGGUCGUGUACCUGAUCUUCCUGGUGUACGUUAUCACCUUGUUCGUGGUGCACUUGAUCUUCAAGGUGUUGCUACUCGCACCACUAGUCGAUCAAAAUAUGGAACCAAGAAACCAUCCAAAAACUAGAUCUUUAUAUUGUUUUAUGUAUUCAUAGUCAUCCUUUUUACACAUCCGAUCUCUUUUUUUUUUUUUUUUACUUGCCACAAAAUCAUCCAAUCCAUCCUGUAGAAAUACUUUUUAUAUAUACAAUCAAAAUAAAAAAAAAUACACUUUGUCUUUUUCA
Molecule: messenger RNA, 709 nt
Organism: Halteromyces radiatus
Lineage: Eukaryota; Fungi; Mucoromycota; Mucoromycetes; Mucorales; Cunninghamellaceae
Product: ribosomal protein S12/S23-domain-containing protein
Exons: 2
Coding region: 22-552 (176 amino acids)
Biological process (GO): translation
Cellular component (GO): ribosome; small ribosomal subunit
Molecular function (GO): structural constituent of ribosome
Source: RefSeq, a predicted model, not a curated record